AGGGGGCAGCAAUGAGUCACUGAGGGGUUUGUUUGUUUUACAAUGGUCAGCUGGGACAUUACCACAUACAUCUUUUAAUCGAGUGGUGAAAGGGAAAAUUGGUAUAGGCGCAGGCAGAGUGAAGCCGGACAGUCUAGGAAAAUGAGCUCUGCGCCUUUGACUCGCUCCGAGGUGUUUGGACAGCUUAGGAGGGAGCUGUAUGGAGACGCUCCGUCCAAUGAGGGCAGCGCCCACCUCUUCAUCAUAUUGGGAGCCUCCGGAGAUCUUGCAAAAAAGAAAAUAUACCCCACACUAUGGUGGCUGUUCAGAGACGGUCUGCUCCCGGAAAACACGCACUUUGUAGGCUUCGCCCGCUCUAAAUUUGGGGUAGAUGACAUCAAAAAAGCAUGUCUCCCUUACAUGAAGGUGGCGGAGGAUGAGGGUGAGUCUCUGUCGGCCUUCUUCCGUAGAAACUCCUACCUGAGCGGUCGCUACGACGACGCGGGCUCCUUCUCCCGGCUCAACGCCCAUCUGUCCUCUCUGCCGGGGGGGGGCGACGCCAACCGCCUCUUCUACCUGGCGCUCCCGCCCACCGUCUACCACCACGUCAGCGCAAACAUCGGCACGCUCUGCAUGAGCCCCAAAGGCUGGACCAGGGUGAUCGUGGAGAAGCCGUUCGGCCGCGACCUCCAGAGCUCUCAGGAGCUGUCUGUGCACCUGGCCUCCCUGUUCAAAGAGGAGCAGAUCUACCGCAUAGACCACUACCUGGGCAAGGAGAUGGUCCAGAAUCUGAUGGUGCUCAGGUUUGGCAACCGCAUCUUCGGACCCAUCUGGAACCGGAACAGCGUGGCGGCGGUGGUCCUGACCUUCAAGGAGCCGUUUGGGACCCAGGGACGCGGGGGAUACUUUGAUGACUUCGGUAUCAUUCGGGAUGUGAUGCAGAACCACCUCCUCCAGAUGCUCUCGUUGGUUGCCAUGGAGAAGCCCGCCUCCACCAGUUCAGAUGACGUGCGGGAUGAGAAGGUGAAGGUGCUGAAGUGCGUGGCCCCUGUAGCCAUGUCGGACGUGGUGCUGGGUCAGUAUGUCGGGGACCCCGAGGGCCAGGGCCCGGCCCAGCUUGGUUACCUUGACGACCCCACUGUGCCCCAAGGCUCCUGCACGCCGACCUUUGCCACAGCGGUGCUCUACGUCCGCAACGAGAGAUGGGAUGGCGUGCCCUUCAUCUUGCGCUGCGGCAAGGCGCUGAACGAGCGCAAGGCCGAGGUGCGGCUGCAGUUCACCGACGUCCCCGGAGACAUCUUCGCCGAGCGCUGCAUGCGGAACGAGCUGGUGGUCCGUGUGCAGCCCGACGAGGCCAUCUACCUGAAGAUGACCACCAAGAAACCAGGGGUCUACUUCAGCCCCGAGGAGACGGAGCUGGACCUCACCUACAAGAGCAGAUACAAGGAUGUGAAGCUCCCAGACGCAUAUGAGAGACUCAUUCUGGACGUGUUCUGUGGCAGUCAGAUGCACUUUGUCCGCAGUGAUGAGUUGCGGGAGGCAUGGCGGAUCUUUACCCCACUGCUGCACCACAUCGAGAGCCAGAAGAUCCCACCCGUCCCCUACACCUAUGGAAGCCGCGGCCCGGCGGAGGCGGACUCCCUGGUGCAGAGUGUGGGGUUCCGCUACGGGGGAACCUACAAGUGGGUGAAGCCCCACAGCGCAUGUCUAUAACCACGGCCACUUCCUCCGACAGUCAUUCACUGCUGGUACUGUUGUGUGAUUUAUUUGUUUUCACUGUAGAAAGAAAAAUUGCACUCCCCGCUUUCCUGAUCCAGGCAUUUAAAAAAAAAAACGUAUGUGGAAAUGAGAUUCACUGCUGACUGAUAAUCCCUGAUUUUUAAAGUGGUAUAAUUUUAAAUUGUAAAUAAAAAGAAUAAAGGUUUAUUCAGUGUG
Molecule: messenger RNA, 1914 nt
Organism: Gadus macrocephalus (Pacific cod)
Lineage: Eukaryota; Metazoa; Chordata; Actinopteri; Gadiformes; Gadidae
Product: glucose-6-phosphate 1-dehydrogenase-like
Exons: 12
Coding region: 142-1692 (516 amino acids)
Biological process (GO): glucose metabolic process; pentose-phosphate shunt, oxidative branch
Cellular component (GO): cytosol
Molecular function (GO): glucose-6-phosphate dehydrogenase activity; NADP binding
Source: RefSeq, a predicted model, not a curated record